Molecule: messenger RNA, 532 nt
Organism: Lotus japonicus
Lineage: Eukaryota; Viridiplantae; Streptophyta; Magnoliopsida; Fabales; Fabaceae
Product: photosystem II 5 kDa protein, chloroplastic-like
Exons: 1
Coding region: 106-420 (104 amino acids)
Source: RefSeq, a predicted model, not a curated record
GUGAUUCUGAUUACCUUUCAUAUGUUCUUUUAUGUUUUAUCCAACUAAACUACUUGCAACAUAGAAGGACUAGAGUUCAGAACCAGAUCACAUUACAUUGCAGCAAUGGCAUCAGUCACCAUGGCAGCAUCCUUCCUCAGCAGCUCAGCCAUCGCCAACCGGUCUCCCGUGGCUUCCCGGCGGAGCCUCGUGGUGGUAGCCAAUGCUGCCAGAACAGUUGAUGGAGAAAAAAUGAAGGUGAGUUAUGACAAUGACAAGGAGGGAAGGAGGAACAUCAUGUUUGCUGCUGCAGCAGCAGCUGUUUGCUCUGUUGCUGGGAUGGCUGUGGCUGAUGAGCCCAAACGUGGCUCCCCAGAAGCUAAGAAAGCCUAUGCUCCUGUUUGUGUCACCAAUCCAACAGCUAGAAUUUGCCGCAACUAAGGAAAAAGUUGAUAACAGUGGGGGGUGUAUGUAAUGUUUUGGUUUCAUCUGCAUGAUCGUUUCUGACUCGCUGUACUAGUUGAUCAUGAAAGAAAUAACAACCUUUGCCUUA